Messenger RNA from Neurospora tetraspora, 863 nucleotides. Its product is annotated as histone H3-like centromeric protein cse-4. Lineage: Eukaryota; Fungi; Ascomycota; Sordariomycetes; Sordariales; Sordariaceae. The coding region runs from base 119 to 589 and encodes 156 amino acids. Gene Ontology annotation, molecular function: structural constituent of chromatin; protein heterodimerization activity; DNA binding. Gene Ontology annotation, cellular component: nucleosome. The record is from RefSeq and is a predicted model, not a curated record. The transcript has 3 exons.
ACCACUUCAUCAUCUGGUCGACCCAUCGAUACACAACCUCCUCAAUCUUCGUCUCCGAGUCCGUCACCAGCGAACCAUCCACCUACCAAACUUUACGGAUCAUCAAUACACAACAACAAUGCCACCGAAAACGAAAGGAGUAGGCAAGCAAAAGGGGGUGCCUAAGAAAGCCGCGGCAGCGGCGCCCAAGGCCAAGGCCACUCCCCCGGGAAGAAGGAAGUCGCGCGCCAGCAGUGUUCAACCCGGUGACCCCGUUCCCCAGGGCAAAAAAAGGCGUUACAGACCCGGCACGCUUGCGCUGAAGGAGAUCCGUAACUAUCAAAGGACGACAGAUUUGUUGGUUGCUAAGCUUCCCUUUGCGCGAUUGGUCCGCGAAAUAGCCAUGCAAUUCCGCCCCAUGGACGAGGAAAUGCGCUGGCAGUCGCAAGCCAUCCUGGCCCUGCAAGAGGCCGCCGAGGCCUUUCUCGUCCACCUGUUCGAGGACACCAACCUGUGCGCCAUCCACGCCAAGCGCGUCACCAUCAUGCAGAAGGACAUCCAGCUGGCUCGCCGGAUACGCGGCGUGUGGGGAGGUGCUGGAUGGGUAUGAGUUGUGAUAGCUCAAAGCGGUGCAGCGAAGUCGCGGCGUAAAGCGGUACGGCUGGUCCAGCAGCGGAAGCGGAAGCGUAGUCGGAGUUGCUGUUACUACUGUGAUGGACUACCUCUGCGGUUUUGGCUUGGCCUGGGCUGGCUAGGCUCGGUUUGGUCCAGGUCAGUCAGUUAUUUUGUUCUUCUGCAAGGAGAAGAAAAGAAAUCGGGGAAGUGGGGGAGGUGGAAAAGAGUCAGGGGCAUGGGUCUCAAAGGUCUCAAAGGCAGUCAGGCCA